This is a messenger RNA of Cynoglossus semilaevis (tongue sole), 2625 nucleotides long. RefSeq names its product regulator of G protein signaling 19 (gene rgs19). The record is from RefSeq and is a predicted model, not a curated record. Bases 402 to 1103 code for a protein of 233 amino acids. Lineage: Eukaryota; Metazoa; Chordata; Actinopteri; Pleuronectiformes; Cynoglossidae. The transcript has 6 exons.
CACACGUUCAUUCUUUCUACACGUGUCUUUAUCACUCUCUCUCUCUCUGCCUCGCUUUCUCUCUCUCUCUUUCUCUCAGGGAAAAACCCGAGCAGGAGGAAAGCAGCAGAAGGGGGAGGAGGUGGAGGACUCCUUCUUCCGAUACAGCGACGGCGUCGGCAUCAGGAUAUAUUGGGGAAAAUUAAUUUUAAAAAAAUUCCUUGCAUCUAACCUCCCCGGUGCUGAGCAGCCGAGGGGAAAGAACACGGAUGUGCCUCCGAAAGCGCAGCGGAUACCGCCCUCCGGACCUUAUUAAUGCCAAGAUUCAGAGGUCCGAGGCAGAAGAUGGGAUGACAUGCAUGUGUCCGACCUGCUAACAUCACUGAAGAAUCCUGCACUAACUGACUGCCCACCCUCACGACAUGACGGAUGUACUGUACACAGGUCCCAUCCCCACUGAGCGUGGGGGCGAGCUGGCCAUGGGGAGAGGUCGCAGCGAGACCUCAGCACUGAGUGGGAUAGGAGGGCGGAGGGAUAUGACCACUACCCAGAAUUCCCAGCGACCCAAUGCCUGCUGCUUCUGCUGGUGCUGCUGUUGCAGCUGCUCAUGGAAUGAAGAGGAGAGACGGAGGCGGCGCAGGAAGAAGCAAAUAGCACAGGACAACAACAAAAUGGAGACCAUUCCAAACUCUGAACCUUGCACCAAAGCCUCAGUGGAGGAGAUGAGGCUGUGGUCUCAGUCCUUUGACAAGCUGAUGAGGAACCCAGCCGGUCGGAACGUCUUCCGAGAGUUCCUGCGAACGGAGUACAGCGAGGAGAACAUGCUGUUCUGGUUGGCCUGUGAGGACCUCAAACAGGAGAUCAACAAGAGUGCCGUGGAGGAGAAAGCACGCUCCAUAUACGAGGACUACAUUUCUAUACUGUCACCAAAAGAGGUGAGUCUGGACGCCCGGGUCCGUGAGGUGAUCAACAGGAAGAUGCAGGAACCGACGCCUCACACGUUUGAAGACGCCCAGCUGCAGAUCUACACGCUGAUGCACAGGGACUCCUACCCACGUUUCAUCUCCUCCGGCAUUUACAAGUCACUCGUCCACGGCGGAUCACACUCCUCCUCUGAAUUCUAGUCCUCGCUCUUCGUCCUGUUGUUUUCCUGAUUCCACACUUCGUUCAAGGCCUGGUCCAAAACAUUUCCAAACCUCAGUUCAAUUUUUUUUUACUACACUUAUAAUCUUUCCAGGUACCAAGUAUUUGUUUGGUUGAUUUUUCAUCUGAAACCUCAGAUACUUUUCUUUUUUGUGUGUCUUGUCACACUUUUUUUUUUUGUGAUUAAGUUUAAAAACUUUAUUAAAUUUACGUUGUAUUUCUGUGGCCCGGCAGAACUUUUCAUGUUAACAAGGGCAUUAAUUCGACACUGUAUUUGAAAUGUAACAACCUCCAGUAUGGUUUAAAACCUGUGUGAACCUCCAGUAUCCGCCAGGCUGUGUUUAAAAAGAUAUUUGAUAUUUUUUAACUUUUUUUUUUAACUUUCUUUCAAGCUAAGAGUUCCUUCUGCUCUCUGUUGCUUUCACUCUGUGUUUGUCAGACUUUUUUUCACAUUUUCACCCUUUUUCACCUCAUCGUCGACUGGUGAACGGACACUGAAGUGAUGCUGGAUAUCAGAAGUAUUUUUCUUCAUCUGCUGUUACACGGAGAUGAACUUUUUACUUUGGGAGAAUUUAAUACAUUUCAGCCGGGAGACAAAAAAACCAAUCUACUGUGCCAUGGAUUUUUAAAGAGUUUUUACCACGAUGCUCCUCCCAUCACGACUGUCCAAUCACAUUUGAGAUCGGACUAAGAUCCCCCCCCUACGCCGCCCCUUGUUCUCCUUCCUUCAGUUGCCUCUACUGUAAUUUGGUCCUGACACAAGUCUAAAUGAAACAGCGGGAGUUCAAUCCUGCUGCUUUUCAUUUGUUCAACUGGAAAAAAAAACGGGAUGUCCACUUUACAGACAGAUUUUUUUUUUCAUUUCACUCCAUUUGUUGGACAAAUCAUUUACAUUCUUGUGCUAAACACGGACGAACGGAUGGAUCUGAGUUCAUCUUGACUACUGAUUUACAAACAGACACGUAUUUUGGAGAGAAAACUGUAAAUGGAAAGAUUUCAUUUUUUUUUUUUUUUUUUUUACGUUUCCUUAUUUGUACGAUCCUCCCGUUCUCUCCCAUUCCUGAAUUUUUUGCAAAAUGUGGAGGAUUCCUCUGAGGCUGUACUGACCCCGACCCUGAGCAACAUCACAGACGCUGCAAUAAAACACUGGAGGAAAAAGAAAUUCUACAUUUACAUGCACACAUUCACAUGCUUUGUGUCACUAUACUUGGGACCUGGGAAGUUCUGGUUAGGAUUUUUUAUCUAAACCAAAAUCCAAAAUCGAUCCUUUGGGCUGGUGUAGUGUUGUAAUGUGUAGUGUAAGUAUUUAAUAUAUUUGUCGGAAUAUAAAAAAAUAGAUUAACAAAAAAAGUGAAUUGAUUUUUUUUUUUUUAUGUCAGGGAUCCCCAGCCAUCAGGCCAGGGACCAGUGGAUUAUUAGGUACUGGGCCAUGAUUUUAAUAUAGAUUUUUUUUUUUUUAUGUACGUCUGCAUGGUAUUUUAUUUAAAAAAACAUAACAAAACA